GCCCGGCAGGCAGGCAGGCGACGUUCCCCGCCCGCCCGCGCUGACGUCAGGAAACUUUCUCCACGGCUGAGGCGGGAGCGGGCUGGAACGAGUGCCGCGGCGAGGCGAGGCAAGGCAGCGGGACGGCCUCCAUCACCUCCUCAGUACAUGAGAAACUAUAAAGCAGCAGUAACAAAGGUUCAAAAAUGUUGACAAAUGAGUGAUCUGUUCUACAUGUGAAUUAGUGUCUGCUCUGUACCUUGGCAAGAAAUUUGAAUGCAGAAGGGCAGUUGGAGGAGAAACUCCUUGGAUAUAAAAUUCUUCAAAUGAAAAGUAAGAGUAUCAUUUGGCAAAGAACUUGCUCAAGUGGACUCUCCAAGGAACAGCAAGGAAUAUGAGAUGCCACCAAUAUCAAAAGGAUUCGUUAGGCUUGGGUGGCCAGCUAGGACCAUUUCAAAGACAGAAUGCCAACUUCUGCGAAGGAUCCCAAAGGCAUAGUGAGGAGAGUCAGCUUACAAUAGAGCUUCCCUGGCAUCCAUGGUGAGCGCCUCAAGUUAAAGUGGGGGAAAAAAAAACCAAACCGAGAAACACUGUUGCCUGGAUAGAUUUUUCAACAUGAAUCGUGCUUUUAGCAGAAAGAAAGACAAAACAUGGAUGCACACUCCUGAAGCCUUAUCAAAGCAUUAUAUUCCCUAUAAUGCAAAGUUUCUUGGCAGUACGGAAGUGGAGCAGCCCAAAGGCACAGAAGUUGUAAGAGAUGCUGUUAGAAAAUUAAAGUUUGCAAGACAUAUCAAGAAAUCUGAAGGCCAGAAGACACCCAAAGUUGAAUUACAAAUCUCAAUCUAUGGUGUAAAAAUUCUAGAUCCAAAAACAAAGGAAGUCCAGCACAACUGUCAGCUCCAUAGGAUAUCAUUCUGUGCCGAUGAUAAAACUGACAAGAGAAUAUUUACUUUCAUAUGCAAAGACUCAGAAUCAAAUAAGCAUCUGUGCUAUGUAUUUGACAGUGAAAAGUGUGCGGAAGAGAUAACUUUAACAAUUGGUCAAGCAUUUGACUUAGCUUACAGGAAAUUUCUGGAAUCUGGAGGAAAAGACGUUGAAACAAGGAAACAAAUUGCAGGGUUACAAAAAAGAAUUCAAGAAUUAGAAACUGAAAACACAGAACUGAAAAAUAAAGUUCAAGAUUUGGAAAACCAGUUAAGAAUAACACAAGUACAUGCAUCUCCACUGCUGCACAUAAAGUGUGAUAAUGAUGAACAUAUGUUUCAGAGACCCUCUGCUUUUUUCUGGUGUAACAAUGAGGAUUCACCUCCUUGUUUAGAUAUCUCCUCCAUUACGCUUACUCCUAGGAGUUCUCCUGACUCUAGAAUACCAUCUGGAUUGUUAAUACCACCACCUUCAAAAAGUGGUCUUCCAAAGCCAAUCAGUGAAUACAGCUGCCCAAGACCUCGUGCAGGCAGUGUGACACCUAAAUCACCCUCCACUGACAUCUUUGAUAUGGUUCCCUUUUCUCCCAUAUCCCCUCAGUCAUCAACACCUACCCGCAAUGGUACACAGCCUCCUCCAGUACCCAGUAGAUCUACAGAGAUCAAGAGAGACCUUUUUGGAGCAGAACCUUUUGACCCUUUUAGCUGUGGAGCAGGAGAUUUCCCUCCAGACAUUCAGUCCAAACUAGAUGAGAUGCAGGAGGGGUUCAAAAUGGGAUUAACCCUUGAAGGCACAGUAUUUUGUCUUGACCCACUAGACAGCAGGUGCUGAUGCCAAGAAACUAAAUGUGAAAUUCCUACGCAGUGGGUUUUUUUUAAUUCUGAUCACGUAUUCACAGAUAUUUUCCGUGUGCCAAAAAUUGUUUUUUUUCAACAUGUAAACUCUUGUGAGGUUUGCUUCUGUAAAAAUCCAACUUAGUUCCAGUCUUUCCCUGUACAAAUGUAAAAAGUUGUAUUUGUUUAUGAAAUAUGAAUUAAAUUACGCUGUUGUGUUUCUUUCACAUUUUGGCCCAAGUUUACUACGCUUUAUGACUAUUAGCCUGGAGAAGUUAUUCAGAAAGCUCACACAUACCUCUCUCUGUUUGCAGACAUGCAAGCAUGAUUUUUUUAUGUAAUACUUUACCUGGCAGCAUUUUGAAAUUAUGUUUUUAAGGCAUUAUUUAAUAUUCAAGCAGUAAAAUGAUUAAUAUCUAGUACAAAAAGUUCAAAUUGCAGUGAAAAAGCAGAAAAUACUAACCUUUAAUAUAUGCUUAAAAGGUAAAUCUGGAUGCCAUGUAAUUGAUUUCAUUACUGUGUAUGAUUACAAUGCUGUAUAUAUGUUGUUAUUAGUUUAUAAAAUCCAGAAGAAUUUUAGGUCCCUAAUUCAUGUUUUAGAAACUAACAAAUUGCUAGUGUGCUAAUUAGUGUUUAAUGAGCAUAGAACAACUGCUGAAUUGCAGAAUGGACAAAGUAACUGCCCUUUGUUUUGAUAUUUUAUAGCUGAACUGUAAAGUAUGAAAUUUGGAAUUCAUUAUGUGAUAACCAUAACUUAAAAACAAGAUUAUGGUCUUGCAUUUACUUAAGAAUUUAUGUAAUUUUGUAUAUAAACAGGCACUCUGUUUACUGGACUCAAUUCUGUAACUUACUUUCAACACCUGAGUGUUUACAGUCAGGCUCUGUUGAGUAUUUUUUUCACUGUCUGCUUUAAUGUUAUGUGUCUUACUAUAGUUUUGAAGCUUGCUGCAAGAAUCCAAUAUAAGUCCUUCAUACCCAUUGGUUGUUCAUGUUACAGAAAUAACUGCACACCAAAAUUUUCAGCUGCUAGUGAGUUGAACACUGACCUGUCUAUGCAUACUCUUCAUUAAUUUUUAGCAUAAGCAAUAAAAUACCAUCUUAAAGCUAUCUCAGAAAAUUAUUAUCAUUAGUGUUCUGAUGCCCAAAUUCCACCUUAGUUCAAUUCAAAAA
Messenger RNA from Grus americana (Whooping crane), 2906 nucleotides. It is a transcript of the gene GULP1, whose product is annotated as GULP PTB domain containing engulfment adaptor 1. The record is from RefSeq and is a predicted model, not a curated record. Lineage: Eukaryota; Metazoa; Chordata; Aves; Gruiformes; Gruidae. The transcript has 14 exons. Bases 595 to 1734 code for a protein of 379 amino acids.